CAUCAUCAUCAUCAUCAUCAUCAUCAUCAUCAUCAUCAUCAUCAUCAUCGUGUCCUGUCUGCCUCCUGCUCCCCCGCUGUCAUCGUCAUCAUCAUCAUCAUCAUCAUCAUUACCAUCAGCCACUGCCAUUAUAGUCAUCAUCAUUAGGCUUGGUAAUCAUCCAGCAGGCAGAGUUUCUAGCAGAGCAGGGACAGACGAGCUCAAUAAAAGGCUGUAUCAGACUCCCACCCUGCUCACAGUCUCUCUCUGCCUGGCUGGGAGAAGGAGGUUUAUAUCCCAUUCCUCACUGCUGCUGGGUUUAGUUCAGAGAGAGAGAGAGAUAUAAGGCCAGAAAGAAGGAGAGAGACUGAGGGAGAAGAAAAACACUAAGGAGGCCUAGCCACGACUAGGUCAGAGAAGGCUGCUUCUUCACAGACCGAGAUAAAGGGAGACGGAGAGCGAAGGAUUUAGAGAGGGAGAGAACAGAGGCCUAGCCAAACUGUCUGUUCUUUCUUCUUGUUUUUGGGGGGAAGGCCUACUGCAACAGAGGCAUCUUAUUUAUCUUUCACCCCUUACUAUUUGGAUAAAUACUGCAAACAGCAUAGCGGUAAUACAAGCUGCCAACACUACUCUGUAGCGGCUGAGAUCGGCUUCUCUGUUUACCCUCUGGGGGAUGAGGAAGAGAGUUGUGCCUUCAGCCGUCUCAGUAUGGAGAGUGACGCAGAUGAGCCCCACACCGCCACCGAGAGCUGCAGGGACCAGGAGGAUUGUCCAACCUCCCAGCCCGACCUUGAGCCCCCCUUCCCCCCCUACCUGUCCUGCCGGGGCUGUGGUCUGGACCUGGUGGGACCCUACUGCCAUCGCUGCUGCAAGGGAGAAGGAGGAGGAGGAGGAGGAGGAGGGGGAGGGGGUGGGUUCAGCGGCGCGUUCGGUGGCUUUCGCUCCGGUUCGCGGUCACAAGCGGACGACAGCGAGGAAGGAGGGGACGUAACGGACGACAACUCCAUAAUGGGCGACGACGGUCCCAACUCGAAGCUCCACUCCUGCCAGUUGUGUGGGUUCUCCUCACGCUAUGCCAAUCACGUCAAGAGGCACAUGAAGACUCACAACGGGGAGAAGCCGUACCGCUGUCCCCUGUGUACCUACGCCUCGGCCCAGCUGGUCAACCUGCAGAGACACCUGAGGAUUCACACUGGGGAGAAACCAUACAGGUGUGACUGCUGCUCCUUCGCCUGCAGUUCCCUAGGCAACCUGAAGAGGCAUCAGAGGAUGCAUGUGGCUGGACAGCCGGGACAGGGGGCGGGACAGGAAGCGGAGAGACCUGCCUGCGGAUCUCCUAUUGAUCCCUCUACUGUUGAUCCUCCUGCUAAUUUCCCUCCUGCUGUUGGUCCUCCUGAUAGUGGGCAUGGUCUUAAGAGGAAGGAGGAGCCCAGUGCUUCAGCUGAAGAAGUGGUGAGGUCUGAUCUAAACCUCCACAACAGAGACUACCUGCCACGCUACAGCAGACUAAGCUUACAACCACCACUGGAGAAACAGCCCCUUCUUGAGGGGCCUGGACUUGGGGCUGGGACUUUAGGAAGGUGUUUGACUGGGUCUAGGUCUGGAGUCAGACCUGUGGUGGGAGUGAAGUCAGAGAAGACACACAGAGACUCUCUCCUUCCUCUGCUCUUCCCCUUUACCUGUCGUCUCUGUGGUACCCCCCUGGAGGACGAGGACGGUUCCACUGCACAGAUCUGUGCCAAAUGCACCCUGGACAUGCUGACCAAGGAGUCAUCUGGCCCCAACAGCCCCGGAGAGCGCGGGGAUAAGGUCUACACCUGCAGUGCCUGUCCCUUCCUCACCCACUACCCCAACCACCUGGCGCGACACAUGAAGACGCACAGCGGAGAGAAGCCGUACAAGUGCCCUCAGUGCGACUACGCCUCCGCCCACUUCGACAACCUGAAACGCCACCACCGCGUGCACACGGGCGAGAAGCCGUACAAGUGCCACCUGUGUGACUACGCCUGUGGGAACCUGGCUAACCUGAAACGUCACCAGCGAGUCCACUCGGGCGCCAAGCCGUUCCAGUGCGCAGUGUGUAGCUACAGCUGUAACCAGAGUAUGAAUCUGAAGAGACACAUGCUGAGACACACGGGAGAGAAGCCUUAUAAGUGCCAGCAGUGUGGCUACACCACGGGACACUGGGACAACUACAAACGACACCAGAAGAAACAUGGCCUCGCCACCGACGGAUGGGUCAAAGUUCAGAUGUCCGGCGGGGGUGAGGAAGAGGGGGGUGAGGAAGAGGAUGAGGAAGACAGGGUGGCGGGACAGCCGCAGAGGAAAGAGGAAGAGGCGGUGAUGCAGUAUAUGUCCAGAUAGGAGAGGAACAGAGCUGUACCACAGAACAUGGGAAAUGACAGCUUAAAUUACCAGCAAAAUCCGAGAGUUUUUUUUGUUUGUUUUCUUUGUCAAUGAUUUGUCUGCAGCUGCUAUGUAGAAUCAUGAACAUGGUGAUUAUUAGUGGAAACGUUUGAUGCCUUUUGGACAGAGAGUAAAGGAGGGUGAAAGAAGGUUGCUGCCCUGUUGCCAGAUGAAUGGACUGGGAUGAGGGUUCUACUUUAACGUCCGCAACUAAAUGCUG
Molecule: messenger RNA, 2605 nt
Organism: Oncorhynchus keta (chum salmon)
Lineage: Eukaryota; Metazoa; Chordata; Actinopteri; Salmoniformes; Salmonidae
Product: zinc finger protein 513-like
Exons: 3
Coding region: 688-2343 (551 amino acids)
Biological process (GO): regulation of transcription by RNA polymerase II; central nervous system development
Cellular component (GO): nucleus
Molecular function (GO): RNA polymerase II cis-regulatory region sequence-specific DNA binding; DNA-binding transcription factor activity, RNA polymerase II-specific
Source: RefSeq, a predicted model, not a curated record